Mesoplodon densirostris (Blainville's beaked whale) is the source of this 2075-nucleotide messenger RNA. RefSeq names its product calcium/calmodulin dependent protein kinase II beta (gene CAMK2B). The coding region runs from base 1 to 1938 and encodes 645 amino acids. NCBI's taxonomy places the organism in Eukaryota, Metazoa, Chordata, Mammalia, Artiodactyla, Ziphiidae. Gene Ontology annotation, molecular function: calcium/calmodulin-dependent protein kinase activity; ATP binding; calmodulin binding. The transcript has 24 exons. Gene Ontology annotation, cellular component: cytoplasm; neuron projection. Gene Ontology annotation, biological process: protein phosphorylation. The record is from RefSeq and is a predicted model, not a curated record.
AUGGCCACCACGGUGACUUGCACCCGCUUCACCGACGAGUAUCAGCUCUACGAGGAUAUUGGCAAGGGGGCUUUCUCUGUGGUCCGACGCUGUGUCAAGCUCUGCACCGGCCAUGAGUAUGCAGCCAAGAUCAUCAACACCAAGAAGCUAUCCGCCAGAGAUCACCAGAAGCUGGAGAGAGAGGCUCGAAUCUGCCGUCUUCUGAAGCAUUCCAACAUCGUGCGUCUCCACGACAGCAUCUCCGAGGAAGGCUUCCACUACCUGGUCUUCGAUCUGGUCACUGGUGGGGAGCUCUUUGAGGACAUUGUGGCGAGAGAGUACUACAGCGAGGCCGACGCCAGUCACUGCAUCCAGCAGAUCCUGGAGGCGGUUCUCCAUUGCCACCAAAUGGGGGUUGUCCACAGGGACCUCAAGCCUGAGAACCUGCUCCUGGCCAGCAAGUGCAAAGGGGCCGCAGUGAAGCUGGCAGACUUCGGCCUGGCUAUCGAGGUGCAGGGGGACCAGCAGGCCUGGUUUGGGUUCGCUGGCACGCCAGGCUACCUGUCCCCAGAGGUGCUGCGCAAGGAGGCGUACGGCAAGCCAGUGGACAUCUGGGCAUGUGGGGUGAUCCUGUACAUCCUGCUCGUGGGCUACCCGCCCUUCUGGGACGAGGACCAGCACAAGCUGUACCAGCAGAUCAAGGCCGGGGCCUACGACUUCCCGUCCCCGGAGUGGGACACAGUCACUCCUGAAGCCAAAAACCUCAUCAACCAGAUGUUGACCAUCAACCCUGCCAAACGCAUCACGGCGCACGAGGCGCUGAAGCACCCAUGGGUCUGCCAACGCUCCACUGUGGCCUCCAUGAUGCACAGGCAGGAGACCGUGGAGUGCCUGAAAAAGUUCAAUGCCCGGCGGAAGCUCAAGGGAGCGAUCCUCACCACCAUGCUGGCCACGCGGAAUUUCUCAGUGGGCAGACAGACCACCGCUCCAGCCACAAUGUCCACCGCGGCCUCCGGCACCACCAUGGGGCUGGUGGAACAAGCCAAGAGUUUACUCAACAAGAAAGCAGACGGAGGCAAGCCCCAGACGAAUAGCACCAAAAACAGUGCAGCUGCCACCAGCCCCAAGGGGACGCUUCCUCCAGCUGCCCUGGAGCCUCAAACCACCGUCAUUCAUAACCCAGUGGACGGGACCAAGGAGUCAUCUGACAGCACCCACACCACCAUAGAGGACGAAGACACAAAAGCCCCCAGGGUCCCUGACAUCUUGAGCUCCAUGAGGAGGGGCUCGGGGACCCCAGAAGGCGAGGGCCCCCCGCCCUGCCCGCCUCCGGCUUCCAUAAGCCCCCUGCCCACCCCAUCCCCCAGAAUCUGUGACAUCCUGAGCUCCGUGAGGAGGGGCUCGGGGACCCCGGAAGCCGAGGGCCCCCUGCCCACCCCAUCCCUCAGGAUCUCUGACAUCCUGAACACGGUGAGGAGGGGUUCGGGGACCCCAGAAGCCCAGGGCCCCCCACCCUGCCCUCCUCCGGCUCUCCCAGGCUCCCCACCCACCCUGUCGCGGAAGCAGGAGAUCAUCAAGAUCACGGAGCAGCUCAUCGAGGCUGUCAACAACGGUGACUUUGAGGCCUAUGCGAAAAUCUGCGACCCAGGCCUGACCUCGUUUGAGCCCGAAGCCCUGGGCAACCUGGUUGAAGGGAUGGACUUCCACAGAUUCUACUUCGAGAACUUGCUCGCCAAGAACAGCAAGCCGAUCCACACGACGAUCCUGAACCCGCACGUGCACGUCAUCGGCGAGGACGCCGCGUGCAUCGCCUACAUCCGCCUCACGCAGUACAUCGACGGGCAGGGCCGGCCCCGCACCAGCCAGUCCGAGGAGACCCGCGUGUGGCACCGCCGAGACGGCAAGUGGCAGAACGUGCACUUCCACUGCUCGGGGGCGCCCGUGGCCCCGCUGCAGUGAAGAGCUGCUGCGGCUGGUUUCACGGGACAGACUCGGUGUUUGAAGCCCAGCUGCCCUCGGGCGCACGGCCUGCCUGUCGCAUGUUUGUGUCUGCCUCGUUCCUCCCCUGGUGCCUGUGUCUGCAGAAAACCAAGACC